AUGAUUCAACUGCCAGGGAUAAUCUCUGAAUGGGCGGCAGUAAUCCCACUUGUCUGUCAUCUUGCAAGUCCUCAAGAUGAUUACCUCAUUGCUGGAGAUCUAUCUCUCAACGGACGUUUCUCGAUACCUUUGUUUCCUCGCCUUGGGACCCUCUGGGGACUAGGAAGACUCCUAAAGAACGGAUCAAGGUACUUUGACUUUGCCAGCGUUAGAGGAGGCUCAUCCCGAACAGUAUGGGAUGUCAAGUGGGGAUCUGAGUUUCCAUGCGCAAAUGGUGCUGCGAGCGCUGCCAUUGAGGGAGUUAUUCUUGAACGCGCGAAAUCGAAAAACGAUAAAUUAUUCAAGCGAUCUCUCCCUCCAUCAAAAACAUCUGCAGCUUCUAAUAUUCGCGAAGUACCACUGCGCAAGGACCAAACUACCAGCAACAAGCCACAUUUUCGCCAACAGAUCUUAUAUGUGUACCAAUACAAUUUCCACCAGCCCCACUGUGAAUCUCUACGAUAUAGCAUUGUUAGAAUUAGCCGUUCAAGAAUAUGGACUGUACUUAGCUUCAUCAUACUCUGCGGUAUCGCCUUGAUAUUCUGUCUUAUGGGUGCAUAUGGGACUGCCAGCCUUAUCUUGAUUGUUAUAAGUUCCAGACUGGUGGGCAGAAUUAUUACCAUUCCUCGAAGUUCGGGAUAUCUACGCAAUAAUGAGAAGUCCGAGAAUGCAACUAUGCUAGUCGCAUCACACGUCAAUGCUUCGGAAUGGGCCUUAUAUAUUGGCGACCGCGCAAUUGUCGACAGCCUGCUCAACAAGCCCAUGAUAUCCUUUCCGGAGGGAAAUCGAGUACAACUAGCAGCCAGGUUCUUCUACGUCGCACAUGGACUCCAACUUAUCGUGAUUACAUAUGUGGCGGCACAGAAAGGUUGGGAUGGCGUAUCCUUACUCUGUGUUCUUUGUCUUCACUAUGUCUAUCGGUGGUUGGCUGGAGAUCAAGAUGCAGCCUACUGGUUAGCACGAGAAGGUGUCCAGGUGAAGGUGAGAGCAUAUGAGUUUGGCUGGCGAUCGGUUAUGCUUGGCUCUAUACAGCUUUUCAGUGACUCUAAAACGACUCGUUGGAUGGAUUCCAUUAUUGUGCCGCAUUUGCGACGUGAUGCCUUUCUCAGCCACCUGCAAGGGGGCAAAAUCGAAAAAGAGGUAGAAGCAAAGCUCGAUGAGCAUGAUUUGAACUGGGUUAAUCAAGCUACCAUUUUGUCGGUGCAAAGUGCGGAGACCCUGCGGCAGGAUUUCGGUUUGGAAAAUUCAAGGACGGAGUGA
Molecule: messenger RNA, 1299 nt
Organism: Penicillium expansum
Lineage: Eukaryota; Fungi; Ascomycota; Eurotiomycetes; Eurotiales; Aspergillaceae
Product: Herpesvirus glycoprotein N
Exons: 1
Coding region: 1-1299 (432 amino acids)
Source: RefSeq, a predicted model, not a curated record